GUCAGCUGUCCGGAACGAAACUGCUAACACCAACUCAAUUGUUCCGCAAGUAGUUAAUUUCCUAGUUCACUCCUGUAAACUCCUGUAGCCAUGUCUUUCGAACUCGCCUUUCGUAGUCGUGUUGCCUCCAUUAUGGAAACUUUGACAGCAACAGCCUUGCAAGACAUCUGUCAACUUAUGGGAGAAACCUAUGCUGCUCUUCGAGUGGAAAUGGUGCAUGAACAAAAUCAAAGUUCGAGGACAAAAUUGCAGGCGAUGGAGAAUGGGACAGGGGUGGAGAAUCCAGCGAACUGCAUGGAGCGCAUUCAUAAACUCAGUUUGAGAAACUUCCCAGUUGUCGAGCAAAUCCUCAAUGAACAAGAGGCCAAUGGUCUUUGGCUAGAAGUUGAUCCUACUGUGGAAGACGAAGGUCCACCCUCACUGGUGCCAGAAGGAGAAGAGCCAGCACAGCCUCUUAGUCAGACAACAGACAUGGCUGUCUUUUGGAAGGGGGUGGAGACAUGGCCUGCACCACCAGUCAUCAAACAGGAGGAAAUGGAUGACGACGACAUGGAGUCUCAAGCGUACGACAAAUGGAUUCCAGUGACACACUGGGCCAAUCAGAAUAUCACAGGAGAAAGUGACGAGCAAGAGAGAAGUCAAUCAUCUGGGGGAUCCAAAGAACUUGGACUUGACGACUUCAAGACGGAACCGAGUCCGUUGCUGGUGUCAGCUGAGGAUGCUGCUCCACCCAUAAAGAAGAAAUAUGAUAAAAGGUACACCUGUGAAAUAUGUGGAAAGACUGAGAACAAGAAAGCCAGAAUGACGAGUCACAUGCGAAAGCACACAGGGUUGCCCUUUAACUGCGAUAUCUGUGGCGAGAAAUUCCAGGCUCAGAAAUUAUUGACCAGACACAAGCGCUUCAAUCACUACACAGGGAUCAUCUACAGUUGCUCUGUGUGCGGAAAAACGUUCAUGCAGGUCACAUCUCGCGACACACAUGAGCGUGGUCACACUGGAAAAAACUAUUGGUGCUCAGACUGUGGCGAGACAUUCAAGGAGCGCCAGGAACGCGACACACAUGAGUGUAUUGUUUACAAGGGAGACCGGCCCUUCAGCUGCUCCGAGUGCAACAAGGACUUUGAAAGGCAGUACCAUCUCAAAAAACACCAGCUGGAAAAACACUCUCAAAUGGUGGAGCAAACUGUCGACCCAGAACCUGAGUCCAAGGACAUUGAGGACCAACAGAGUCAGUUUGAGUCUGAGAGUUCUGAGGCACCCACACAUUUCACCUGUGACAUAUGUGGAAUGACUAUUAUGAAUAAAGGCAACAUCAACAGACACAUGUUAACACACACAAAGAAGCCCUUUAGUUGCGAUAUCUGUGGUGAGAAUUUUAAGCGCAAAGCCCAAUUCACCCGACAUCAGGGCAAACACGCGAAAGUUGAGAAAGUAGAAAAACCCUACAGUUGCACUGUGUGCGGAAUGAUGUUUGUGUAUUCUAAAAUGCGCAACAACCAUGAGCGCAAACAUAUUGGAGAAGACUAUUGUUGUUCAGACUGUGGCAAGAAGUUCAAGGAGCGUCAGGAGCACGAGUGCAUUGUUUACAAAGGAGACCAGCCCGUCAGAUGCUCCGAGUGCAAUGAGGACUUUGAAAGGCAGUACCAUCUCAAACAACACCAGCUGGAAAAACACCCUCUAUUAGUGGACCAGACAGUCGACCCAGAACCUGAGUCCAAGGACAUUGAGGACCAACAGAGUCAGUUGUUUGAGUUAGCGGAGAGUUCUGAGACUGAGGCACCCACGCGUUUCACCUGUGACAUAUGUGGUAUGAUUAUUAUGAAUAAAGGCAACAUUAGCAGACACAAGUUAAUACACACAAAGAAGACCUUUAGUUGUGAUGUCUGUGGUGAGAAUUUUAAGCGCCACACCUGUUUAGCCAAACAUCAAGGAAAACACAAGAGUGUUGAGGAGAAAAUAGAACCAUACAGUUGCUCUAUGUGUGGAAUGAGGUUUGUAUUUCCUAAAAUGCGUGACAACCAUGAAUGCAAACACAUUGGAGAAGACUUCUGGUGCUCAGGAUGUGACAAGACGUUCAAGGAGCGAGGGGAUCGCGAUGAGCACAAGUGCACUGUUUACAAGCGAGACCGACCCUUCAGAUGCUCAGAGUGCAACGAGGACUUUGAAAGGCAGUACCAUCUCAAAAGACACCGGCUGGAAAAACACCCUCUAAUGGUGGACCAGACACGUCCCGGUCAUGAUACUGCGACGGUAGUACAGGGAGCACAGCCUUCAAAUGACAAUGACCCUAAGGCCGAUAUGAGUACGUUAGGUGGAAAAGUUCCAGUAACAAACUCGGGUUAAGUUGACACAAGUGAAAUGGCUUCAACUGAAUUAAGUUGUUUUGUUCAGUACAAAAAGGAUAGACAUGGAUUUGAAUGAAGGGGUGACGGAUAGCGUUGGAAAUAGUGUGUAGAACAGUGAUGGGACUGGGAUUCAACCCCACACAGGCAGGGUAUCGCAUCUCCGCCUUUACUGCACAACUAACUUCAGGCACCUGGAUAAUGUUUUACAGCCAUCUUUAAUGCUCAUGUUGGGCCUAGAUUCGAUCUGGACUGUUACAGCGUGCUUCACGUUUCAAAUUACGUUUCCGAUUGAGCCAAAAUAUGCAGCAUUUAACGUGAAUAGACUGAUUCCCAAACCACCCCCUCACCCCUACCAACUCACUCGGAGGGCCCUCCGUUGUCACGUGUUGCUGUCAACUCCCGAGGGUGACUUCCAAAGAGAGGCGAGGGGAUCAAUAAACUGUCUACUUCGGGACACACUCUUGGGUAUACUGAUGAUUUGUCUGGACUUAUGGUUUGUUUACAUAGCAGGUUAGGAGAACUUACGCAGCCGGUUAGGAUAAUUAACGUAGUAGGUUAAGAAAAGGGUUAGAGUUAGGCUUAACUAAAAUGCUACAGUUGUCAACAAAUAGAUGGAGCUGUAGGUCUAGCCACAACCAUCAGCUAUGUCAGGGGUUCCCAGACCCCCCCCCCUUCCAACAUUGUGGAACAUCAUGUGCCCCACUUCUAUUUUCUAAGUAUAUUUCUCUGUUCACACUUCCCUUGAUGGCGGGGAGAAUUUUGUAGGUUUAAAGCUCAUUUUUCUUAUUCUAUACAUUUAGCCAAAUCAGUGUGUUAAUGCGAUAUUUGAGUGACUCAAACAUUACAACAAUCUAUGGCCUAAAAAUGUCUUGACAGAAAGGGUUGUAUUAGAGUUGUUAAACAAAAUGGAAUUGAGAAAUAUUUGUGACUCUGGUUUCAGUAACAUCAUUUUUUUUUUAAAGGUUUGUCAACGAUAUGUUCUUGUUUAUUGAGAGGAAUAAAAAUGUGUAAAAACCUG
Molecule: messenger RNA, 3363 nt
Organism: Oncorhynchus kisutch (coho salmon)
Lineage: Eukaryota; Metazoa; Chordata; Actinopteri; Salmoniformes; Salmonidae
Product: zinc finger protein 70
Exons: 4
Coding region: 91-2343 (750 amino acids)
Biological process (GO): regulation of DNA-templated transcription
Molecular function (GO): RNA polymerase II cis-regulatory region sequence-specific DNA binding; DNA-binding transcription factor activity, RNA polymerase II-specific
Source: RefSeq, a predicted model, not a curated record